Alosa sapidissima (American shad) is the source of this 1399-nucleotide messenger RNA. RefSeq names its product colipase-like. Bases 595 to 963 code for a protein of 122 amino acids. Gene Ontology annotation, molecular function: enzyme activator activity. Gene Ontology annotation, biological process: digestion; lipid catabolic process. NCBI's taxonomy places the organism in Eukaryota, Metazoa, Chordata, Actinopteri, Clupeiformes, Clupeidae. Gene Ontology annotation, cellular component: extracellular region. The record is from RefSeq and is a predicted model, not a curated record. The transcript is spliced from 3 exons.
AAGUGGGGGGCCCAUUUCACAUCUGUGCCUGGGGGGCCCAUUUCACAUCUGAUAAUCCGCCCAUGUGUGCACACCUUUUGCUACAUAGUGCGCAAGUUUUACGCACUUAUUUUAAUAAAUGGUGCACUCAUCUUAGUAAAUAAUGCACUUACUUUAUUCAAUUCUACACACAAGCGAAACAUUUUAGUGAGUGAGUGCCCCCCCCAAUCUCACUCCAAACUGAGCUCAAAACUUGAGAACCCUGUAUUAUAUGUGUAUUUCAAAAUGGAAGGAAAUUAAUUCAUGUUCCACAUUAGCAUAAACCUGACAAUUCAUAAUGAUUUGGAAUAACACUCUUCAGUCCUCCUUCGUCCCCCUCUCUGAAAAAAGCAAGUGUGUUGUCAAAGUCCCUGCAUAUGUUUGGGAAUCAUUUUGUGUUUACACAGGUGUAGCUAUGGAUUGCCUAACGCCCUCACAUAAACUAUUGGUUAAACUCUUGAGGUAUGCCUGAGCGCCUACAGCACCAUACGUUGGUGCAUCAUGGGUAAUCAUAUGUAUAUAUGAAAGCCUGAUGGACUCCAAUGUGCUCGUGGUGACUGGUCACAAGAGACAGAUAUGAGGACAGUUGUGCUGCUUUUGCUGGCUCCAAGCCUGCUGGCUAUCGCCUUGGCUGCACCUGCGGAGACACACGUACUGAAUAAUGGUGCCCUGUGUGUGUUGAGCAUACACUGUAAGAGCUCCUGCUGUCACCGUGCCUCUGCCAUCAGUCUGGCCCGAUGCGCUCCCAAGGCUUCAGAGACGGAGAAGUGCUCUGCCAAGAGUAUAUAUGGCUCCUACUACCACUGCCCAUGUGAGCACGGGCUGAAGUGCGACACAGACUGGACCAUCGGGGGUGCCAUCACCAAUACCAACUUUGGAGUUUGCAAAGACCCUAGCACCCCCAAGCCCCCAACGCCACCUCUCCAAACUCCACCGAGAUCCUGAGGCGUGUAACAUAUGCUGAGAGUGUCUUGGUGAUGGUCUGAGUACGAUUCUGAGGCCCCUAGCAUGUGCUGGGGUUUGUCAUGGAAUGCAAUGGCUCGGAUCGCAUCAAUCAGCCGACCAAUAAAACGAAACAUGCAAUGAAACAAGCAGAUAUCCAAAACAAAAUAAAACAUGGUAGUGGAAAUAUUGUUGGUGAAACACAUCUUCACUUUGUGUGACAAUACAAAAGGUGAUCUGUUAAUAUUUCAUCAGACUAUUGGUUCAGCAUUGGUUGACUUAGCAUAGUAGAGUGAGAAGGAUGAGUGACGACACUGAUAAAAAGUCACCAGGAGAACUUUACUUAUCUCUUACUGUACAUAAUACUUCCACAAGAUUGUCAGUCCACCAAAAAUCAUCUUAAACUCCUCAAAGCCAUACAAAUAAAUGUGUAAAACAA